AUGGCUACGGCUUCCCCACAGGAGCCCAAUGAGCAUAGCUCGGGCUCGAGCGAAACCAAGUCGCCCACAGGCUUUUCUCCAAUUCGCACAGGAACCUACACCACAGAAGACCCUGAAAAGCAAGAGACAAAUCCCGAAAACACUGACCAAACCAUCUCUAACACUCUCCUCCGACAACUCUCAACAAGAUCCGGCAUCUCCGGAGAAAAGAACGAAGAAUGGGCCGAGAUCCAGCGGCUGAUGUCGCGCAUGUUUGGCCGUCAGAGACAGGCACAGUCAGAGGAGGAAAAGACGAGGCAUGUUGGUGUUAUUUGGAAGAAUCUUACUGUAAAAGGUGUUGGACUUGGUGCUGCUCUUCAGCCGUCUGUGGGAGAUGUCUUUCUUGGGCUGCCUCGGCUGUUGAAGGGGUUGCUUUCUCGAGGUAGAAAAGGGGCGGGCAAGAGUGCUCCUGUCAAGACAAUCUUGAAUGAUUUUACCGGUUGUGUACGCCCGGGAGAGAUGCUGCUUGUUCUUGGUCGACCAGGGUCAGGGUGCUCAACAUUCCUGAAAACCAUUGGCAACCAAAGAGCCGGGUAUGAAAGUAUCGAAGGCGAUGUGUCCUAUGGCGGAACAGAUCCCACGACCAUGGCGAAAAAUUAUAGAUCAGAAGUAUCAUACAACCCCGAAGAUGAUCUGCAUUACGCUACCCUGACAGUAAAACAAACCCUCAUGUUUGCUCUCCAAACUCGAACUCCCGGGAAAGAAUCUCGCAAUGAAGGAGAGAGCAGAGAAGAGUAUCAAAAGACUUUUCUCAGUGCGAUAGCGAAACUGUUCUGGAUAGAACACACAAUGGACACAAAAGUGGGCGAUGCAUUGAUACACGGGAUUUCUGGCGGCGAGAAGAAGCGUGUCUCUAUUGCUGAAGCUAUGAUCACCAAAGCAAGCACACAGUGCUGGGAUAAUUCGACCAGAGGCCUGGAUGCGAGCACCGCCUUGGAGUAUGUCCAGAGUCUGCGGAGUCUGACAGAUAUGGCACAUGUUUCAACCUUGGUUGCGCUAUAUCAGGCGGCAGAAAGCCUAUACGAUUUGUUUGACAAAGUUGUGUUGAUUGAAGAAGGCCGAUGCGCCUACUUCGGUCGAACAGUGGAUGCUAAAGCCUACUUUGAGAAUCUGGGUUUUGAAUGCCCUCCGCGCUGGACAACCCCCGACUUUUUGACAUCCGUUAGUGAUCCACAUGCUAGACGAGUAAAGUCGGGCUGGGAAGAUAGAAUUCCGCGUACAGCAGAAGAGUUUGAAAGUGCCUAUCUCAACAGCGAUGAGCGGGCCUUGGCUGUCAAGGAUGUCGAGGAUUUCAAAAAGGAGCUGGAUAAGCAACAACUUGAUCGCGAAGCUGCUCGCAAAAAAAUCAAACAGAGGAACUUCACCCUUUCAUUUCAGAAACAGGUCCUUGCGCUUACAAAGCGCCAAUUUCUAGUGAUGACUGGAGACAAACAGUCUCUUUAUGGAAAAUGGUGUAUGCUUUUGUUCCAGGCCCUGAUUGUUGGAAGUUUGUUUUAUAAUCUUCAACCAAACAGUACUGGUGUCUUCCCCAGAGGAGGAGUCAUGUUCUUCAUGCUCCUUUUCAAUUCCCUACUUGCCCUUGCUGAGCUCACCGCGACGUUUUCAAGUCGGCCAAUUUUGAUGAAACAUAAAAGCUUCUCAUUCUACCGUCCGUCUGCUUAUGCCCUAGCCCAGGUUGUCGUCGAUAUGCCUCUGGUCCUUUUUCAAGUAGUAUUAUUUGAUAUAGUGGUCUACUUCAUGGCAAACCUAUCACGAACAGCUUCGCAAUUCUUCAUCAGUCUUUUGUUUUUGUUCAUUCUCACUAUGACACUAUAUUCGUUUUUUCGAGCAGUGGGGGCCCUCUGUCCCUCGCUCGAUGUUGCCACUCGAGUCACUGGUGUUGCGUUACAAGCAUUAAUCGUCUACACUGGAUACUUAAUUCCCCCAUGGAAAAUGCACCCAUGGCUCAAAUGGCUAAUAUGGAUUAACCCUGUCCAGUACGCAUUUGAAGCGUUAAUGGGAAACGAAUUCCACCACCUCAAUAUCGAAUGCACCCCUCCAUAUCUGGUCCCCGAAGGCCCUAAUGCCACCCCACAGCAUCAAAGUUGCUUAAUCCAGGGGAGCGAACCGGGGCAAACAAUCGUGAGGGGCUCAAAUUAUAUUCAAACGGCGUACACAUACUCACGGUCUCAUAUGUGGCGCAAUUUCGGUAUCAUUAUUGCCUGGUUCCUUUUCUUUGUGACUUUGACAAUGAUAGGAAUGGAGAUGCAAAGACCUAAUAAGGGAGGCAGUUCUGUGACUAUCUUUCUGAGAGGUCAGGCUCCCAAGGGUGUAGACGAUGCUCUGAAAAAUAAGACAUCUCCGGGGGACGAAGAAGCUGGCGAUCAGACCAAUCGUAGUGCACAAAACACGGAAAACGAACCCGACGCCUCGGAAAAUCAGGUGGAAGGUAUUGCUCAAAAUACUGCCAUAUUCACGUGGCAGAAUGUGAACUAUGAUAUUCCUGUCAAAGGGGGUCAGAAGCGGCUUCUGGAUGACGUCCAAGGCUACGUCAAGCCUGGUCGUCUCACGGCAAUGAUGGGGGCUUCUGGUGCUGGAAAAACAACACUUCUCAAUGUACUUGCUCAGAGAGUCAACGUCGGAGUUGUCAAGGGUGAUUUUUUAAUAAACGGCCGAACUUUGCCAAAAAGCUUCCAGCGGGCCACGGGAUUCGCAGAGCAAGUGGACGUUCACGAACCCACUGCAACAGUCCGCGAAUGCCUGAGAUUCUCAGCAAAACUCCGACAGCCUCGAGAGAUCCCUCUAAAGGAAAAGUACGAUUACUGUGAGAAAGUCAUUGAUCUCUUGGAAAUGCGAUCGCUUGCCGGCGCAACAGUUGGUUCUGGCGGAUCCGGAUUGAACCAAGAGCAGCGAAAGCGUCUUACAAUCGCCGUCGAACUCGCUAGUAAGCCCGAGUUGCUUCUUUUCCUUGACGAACCGACAUCCGGACUAGACUCGCUUGCUGCGUACAAUAUCGUGCGGUUCCUUCGUCGUCUUGCAGACGCGGGACAAGCUGUUUUGUGCACAAUUCACCAGCCGUCGGCUGUAUUGUUUGAAAAAUUUGAUGACCUCGUAUUGCUAAAGAGUGGUGGCCGGGUUGUCUAUCAUGGAGAGCUCGGCGCAGAUAGUCGAACUUUGCUAAACUAUUUUGAAAGGAACGGAGGCAAGCAGUGCCCCAAUGAUGCCAACCCUGCAGAGUACAUGUUGGAAGUCAUCGGGGCCGGGAAUCCAGAUUAUAAAGGCAAAGACUGGGGAGAUGUUUGGGCUAAGUCUGAAGAAAACAAACAUCGUACUGAAGAAAUCCAAGAAAUCGUUAACUCACGUCGCAACCAAAAGACCGGCGAAGAAACAAAAGAUGAUAGAGAAUAUGCGAUGCCAGUUUGGACUCAGAUCUUGGUUACUACCAAACGCUCGUUCGUUACCUAUUGGCGUUCCCCUGAAUAUAUUAUCGGAAAAUUCAUGCUACACAUAUUUACCGGUCUUUUUAAUACAUUUACAUUUUGGAAGCUAGGGCACAGCUACAUCGACAUGCAAUCACGAUUGUUUUCCGUUUUCAUGACCCUCACCAUCUGCCCUCCACUUAUCCAGCAACUUCAACCUCGAUUCUUACAUUUCCGAAAUAUGUAUGAGUCGCGUGAGGGCAAGGCAAAAAUAUACUCUUGGACUGCAUUUGUAACGAGUGCUAUUCUCCCCGAAAUCCCGUACUCGAUCGUCGCGGGUUCUAUAUACUUCAACUGUUGGUACUGGGGAGUUGGAUUUCCUCGCGACUCGUUCACGGCUGGUUUCACAUAUAUCCUCGUACUUCUCUUUGAGCUCUUCUACAUUGGCUUCGGACAAUUCAUCGCUGCGCUAUCUCCCAAUGAGCUAUUCGCAUCGCUACUUGUUCCUGCAUUUUUCACUUUUGUGGUAUCGUUUUGCGGCGUUGUGGUGCCUUAUAUGGCGCUUCCUUCGUUCUGGAGAUCGUGGAUGUACUGGCUCACCCCGUUCAAAUAUCUGCUCGAGGCAUAUCUGGGCGUCGUGGUGCAUAAACAAUCUGUUCAGUGCAUUGGUCGUGAGGAGGCCAAGUUCAGUCCACCGCCGGGAAUGACCUGUCAAGGUUAUGCCGGCGCAUUUGCCGCGCAGUCUGGCGGCUAUGUCCAGGAUUCUGGCAAUGGGAUGUGUUCAUUCUGCCAGUACUCAACCGGCGAUCAAUUUGCCGAGGGCUUUAAUGUAUCCUAUUCGAACAAGUGGCGGAAUUUCGGAAUAUUCUGGGCAUAUAUAGGGUUUAAUUUUGCAGCCGUGUUCUUCCUCUCGUGGCUAUAUCUUCAUGGUACUCAACAUAUUAAGGCUCUUGUUAGUACUCGCAAGUCGAGGAAAGCAAAAUUAGAGCAAUCUGAGAGCGAGGAAAAGCUCAGUCAUGGGAAUCAGUGA
This is a messenger RNA of Talaromyces rugulosus, 4467 nucleotides long. RefSeq lists its product as uncharacterized. The transcript is spliced from 14 exons. Gene Ontology annotation, molecular function: ATP hydrolysis activity; ATP binding; ABC-type transporter activity. Gene Ontology annotation, biological process: transmembrane transport. NCBI's taxonomy places the organism in Eukaryota, Fungi, Ascomycota, Eurotiomycetes, Eurotiales, Trichocomaceae. The coding region runs from base 1 to 4467 and encodes 1488 amino acids. The record is from RefSeq and is a predicted model, not a curated record. Gene Ontology annotation, cellular component: membrane.